Molecule: messenger RNA, 1087 nt
Organism: Schistosoma spindalis
Lineage: Eukaryota; Metazoa; Platyhelminthes; Trematoda; Strigeidida; Schistosomatidae
Source: the annotation of a GenBank genome assembly
CACCAAUCGUAUUACGACAGUUUGACCUACAAGUGCUCAAUAACCUGGCGCGAACGCUAUUCUCUGCUCCCCACCCGCGCAGCUUACAAGGUACCUUCAGGCUAGACACAAACCUACCAAAGGCUGGAUAUUUCAAGUCAUAUGCCUCAAGGUUUGUAUCUAUUCUAUCUAGCUGAUUUCCCCAAAUUCCUGGUAACUUUAUAUUUAAGAGAAUCGUAUUAAAUGUGAUCUGAAAGUCAACAGGAUAUUAAUUACAGUAUAUCAAGUACCAUGCAGUGCAGAAAUUAUACCAAGGUACUUCAGAUAACUCCUGUGGAUAUGCUGAUCAUAUGGAAAUUAUAUCCAAAGCUGUUCAAGAAUGGGAUUCCACAUUUAUUUCAUUCACAAAGUCUUGCAAACAUUUAUAUGAAAGUCGUAAGGAAAAUAAUCUACUAGUUGAUGUCCAACCGUGUUUUUCGUUACCAAUUCUAAACGAACUCAUUGAAACACGCUUAAGUAUUUCCAUGAAAUUAGCUGUUGGCAAAUACCAAGAAAAAUCAUUCGAUGCCAGAGACAAAUUUAAUCAUUCAACGGAUCAUUUAUUUACUGCUCUAAAUUCAUUUGCCGAGGCCGUUAUAAACCAUUACGUUCUAAACACUCGCCUUCCUAAAGUUGUAUCAAUUCAAAAUAUCCUGAAUGUAAUAAAUUCCUUUAAGAAUAUGUUGGCUGAUGAGUGCGAUGCAAUCAGAUUAUUCCACUUUAAACAGAUUUUUAUUGAUUCAUUUGACACUAACGACAAAUGGACCGAUUACUUUCUGUCUAGUAAUUCUCUAAGUAAACGUACUUGGUGUAAUGAUUUUAUUGUACAGUUAAAUGCGUUGCUAGAUUUUUUGAUAUAGGGCUGUCGAUCUAACUAUAGGUUUUUUAUUUGGAUGCAGAUGUUAGUGAUGGUAAAGCCCCUGCACAAAAAUAAUUUUUACAAUUCUUCUGUGGUAAAUAGCUAUGGAAUAAAUAACAAUAGUUGAUUUGUUCUUUUAAUGUGUCUGUUUGAAGGAUGAUAAGAUUUAUUUGUGAUCUUUUUUUAGUGGAUCUUUAAUCGUAAAAUUCA